Molecule: messenger RNA, 684 nt
Organism: Penicillium chermesinum
Lineage: Eukaryota; Fungi; Ascomycota; Eurotiomycetes; Eurotiales; Aspergillaceae
Product: map/microtubule affinity-regulating kinase
Exons: 2
Coding region: 1-684 (227 amino acids)
Biological process (GO): intracellular signal transduction; protein phosphorylation
Cellular component (GO): cytoplasm
Molecular function (GO): ATP binding; protein serine/threonine kinase activity
Source: RefSeq, a predicted model, not a curated record
AUGAUCUUCUUGACAAACUGCAAGAUUCUAAGCGUCGUUCUAAUCUUCCUUGCCAUUUUUCUCGGGUAUCUACGGUCCUUCCUCUUGGACCCCUCUGGGUUAAACAGAUACGGCUCAGUCAAAGGCAUCCAAGCCACGGGGGCGACUGCUACCAUUUCUCACUACCAACUCCCGAAUGGAAGCUCAUUUGCCGUGAAGACCUUUCGGGGAAAGGGAAAAGGGGUAUCUGAGGACGAAUAUCUCGCUAGCGUGCGCCACGAAUGGAACAUUGCUAAGAUUUUGAGUCACCGCAAUGUCUUGCCAAUUCUGGAUCUUUUUACUGAUAAGGGAUCUUGGCACAUGGUGAUGCCAUUCAUACCGACCACGUUAUUUGAUCGGACGCUAGGCAAUGGAACUGCUCUGACUCGAGAGGAAGGAGAUUGUACCUUUGCUCAGAUCGUGGAGGGGGUGGCGCACAUGCAUCAGCAUGGGGUCGCCCAUUUGGACCUGAAACCCAAUAACAUUCUUCUUGACGGAGAUCUCGUAAAGAUCAUUGAUUUUGGCCACUCAAGAUAUUUCGCCGAGCCCCAGAAUGCGACAGUACAAGUUUUGAUUUUCCCUUGCCGGAUGCUCGAUCGAGCCACCAAACUGGGCCGCCUAAGCUUCCUGUUCGGCUCAUUCGGCUCAUUCGGCAACCCCGGUUAA